AAAGACAAGCAUUGUCACAUCAAUUCACAAACGCACACACACGCACACACCACCAACCCUUUAACCUUGGCAAAAUAGUAUGCAAAAUAUGCAGAUGCUGAUCCCACACUGGCACAUGGAUUGAAGCACGGGGAUGCUGGCCGGGGUUAUAUAAACAAGUCGCAAGACACAAAACGGACAGACGGAUGUGAUGAGCUGUGACACCGCAUUUGGAUUAUUGCCCUGUUUAUAGAUUAACAGGCAAAGACGCCAUCCGAAGUCUGCAGCAGAGCAGGCAGGGUCACAGAGGAGCCAUUGAUUCUAAAGUGCACAUCAAUACACAAUGAGGCCCGCUUGGAGUUCUGUCUUCAGCCGCCGCCGCCGCUUUCCCUUCACCCCCCUCUCGCUCACCCUGCGCAGCCUGGUCGUGGUCCCGCUCCUUCUGGGCUUCGCUCCGUGUUGUCAGGCGGUCCAGGCAGAGAAUGUCACUGUGUUGGAGGGCGGCACGGCCCAGAUUUCCUGCCGCCUGCAGAACUACGACGGAUCCAUUGUGGUCAUCCAGAACCCUCGCCGGCAGACGCUCUUCUUCAACGGCACGCGUGCCCUGAAGGACGACCGCUUUCAGAUGGUGCUUUUCACGCCGCGGCUUGUGCGCAUCACGCUGACCAACGUCAGCGUCUUGGACGAGGGCGGGUACUUCUGCCAGCUCUACACGGAUGCCACGCACCACCAGGUGGCCACGCUGGCCGUCCUGGUACCCCCGGAGACGCCCGUAGUGGAGGUGAAGCAGGAGGCCGUGGAGGGCGGCGACGUGGAGCUCAGCUGCGUGUCGCCGCGAAGCAAGCCCGCCGCCACACUGCGCUGGAUGCGCAAUGGCCGAGAGAUUCCAGGUGUGGUCUCCCAGCAGGACAAUGGCAAGACCAUCAGCGUAUCGAGCACCAUCCGCAUCCCCGUCGAGAGGAAGGACAAUGGGGCGGCGUUGAGUUGCGAGGCGCUCCACCCGGCGCUGGGCAACCAGAAGAGGAUCCGACACUACCGCCUGGAUGUGUUCUUUGCACCGACCGUAAGGAUCAUCCCUCCCGCUGGCAUCUUGCGAGAGGGUGACUCGCUGAGCCUGUCUUGCUCCGUCGUUGCCAACCCUCUGCCCAGGGCCAUCCAGUGGUCCAAGAUCAACGACACCUUACCUGAACGGGCCGAAAUCUCCGGGCCCACCUUCCAGAUUUCCCGCCUGAGCCAGUCGCACAACGGCACGUACUUGUGUCAGGCGCAGAACAACUACGGGCGAGCUGCCGAUCACUACACUCUGCUGGUCUACGAUAAUGUGUCAUUCCCAAGCAUGACCCCUCUCACUCACACUUCCCAUCCCAUCGUCAACCCAUCCCUCCCGCUGGACACAAAAGCCUUCUUCUCCUUUGGUGUCUUCCUCUUUUGUCUCAGGUGGACAUACACACACAUACAAACGCACCCUUUGUUGUGCUGCAACCUUCCUUUGUCAAGUAUUUACACAAGCUCGGGUACCUGCGGAUGCUCUGCCAUUCGCUGCACACAAUUGCCCGCUCCUGCUUCCUGCUUUUUAUCGCUGCCCGCACAUUUGACCAACUCAGCAUUUGUGCAUAUACAGCGUACGUGUGUGUGUGUGUGUGUGCGUGCGUGUGUGCGCGCGUGUGUCUGUGUUGUAUGUUGUAUAUUUUAUCAACACAUACAAUAAUGACAUAAUUAAAUGGAAUGAAAUGAAUUAAACAAUUUUGUCACAUUUUUUGCUUUAGUUCAAUGGACAUGCUGUUUCUUCUGCAUGUCAAAAGUAAGCCACAGGUAUAUUAGUCGUUCUUCUCAGAUGAUAAAUAAUAUUAGCCUGCAAUCAUUGUUAAAUAAUAUGUCUCGAUGUGUUCCUCCCCCAUUUGUGUUCAAAUAUCUGUUACUUAAAGGGUUACAACAACACAACAGUUAGUUUGAAGAAUUGUUUACAAUCAGUUGCCUGCCACCAUACAGUGCUCUAUCACAAAGUUUUGCUCGCAAGUCAAAGAAAAAAAUCAUCUGAAUGACAGUUCAUAUCUGGAAAAACUCGUCCGUCGGGUCACGGGCCAUGUCACCCAAUUUACGUUAGAAAGAAUUUCACGGCACAACACGAAACAAAAAUGUCACAAAGGAUGAAUAAUGAUGAUCUUGUCUCAAUUUACUCACAAAUUUACUUUCUCAGUGGUUAAUCUGGGCCUUUUACAAACCUAUUACAAACUUGAUACUCGCAGGAAGCAAUGACUUGUUCUGUUGUAAAAAUGGCAACAGUAGGAUACACAGGUUUGUUGUAACUUCUGCCAUCUAAUGGAAGAUAAUUUAAUUGUUCUGCCUGUCACGAAACAUCGCUGGCAUAGAUAAAUUAACAAAGAUAUAUUUUAAUCAAUAACUAAGUCGGGCAAAUAAAGUGAAAUUGUAUAAUUUCCCAAGGCCCAACUGAUGAGCUCUCAUGACACCCUUAGGGUGCCACGGCAACCUGGUUGAGAAUCAUUGCAUAUUGUGUGCGUGUAUGUGUGAGUGUGUUCAUGACACAAAGUCAUUAUUUACUGUAGCUCUUUCAUAUACUUGCUUGCUUUCUUUUCACCUGAAAGAAUAAAAAAGAGGAGUGUUUCUCAUUCUUGAAAUGCCGUCACCUUCUCUUGCAGGUAGAUGCCUUUGACCUGCUGUGUGUGUACGUGUGUGUAAAUGUCAAAGAGAGUCACGGGAAAUGAAGCUGAGGUGUGAACAGAACGUUUAGUCGAUGCUAGCACUAAAAAACAUGAACACGUUUGCAUUAUGUCGGUCGCUGUUGGCACAGUUUAGAGCCUGGCGGUAGAUUAAAAGGGCUCUCAAAGUUAAAGUGUUAACGCAUGAUUAGUCACAAAAAAAUUAUCGCAUUAAUCAUGUAUUAACUCAGAUUAAUCACACAAUUUAUUCUGACCACACAUGCUCAUUUACCUUAACCACGGAUGGAUAUCUGAAAUGCGGUGCAGGUUGCUUUAAGGUUAGUGAUCAUGUCAAUGCUUACGUACAGUGCAAAGAUGAGUGAUGAGAAAUCCGACUAGUGUGCCCGGCGGCAAAUUUAGCUUCAAAGCUGAUGGGACUUAAAAAAUAAAAAAUAAAA
This is a messenger RNA of Phyllopteryx taeniolatus (common seadragon), 3094 nucleotides long. RefSeq names its product cell adhesion molecule 4 (gene cadm4). The record is from RefSeq and is a predicted model, not a curated record. Lineage: Eukaryota; Metazoa; Chordata; Actinopteri; Syngnathiformes; Syngnathidae. Gene Ontology annotation, molecular function: vascular endothelial growth factor receptor 2 binding. The transcript has 9 exons. Gene Ontology annotation, biological process: negative regulation of peptidyl-tyrosine phosphorylation; regulation of wound healing; regulation of Rac protein signal transduction. Gene Ontology annotation, cellular component: cell-cell contact zone. Bases 323 to 1687 code for a protein of 454 amino acids.